Molecule: messenger RNA, 888 nt
Organism: Symbiodinium necroappetens
Lineage: Eukaryota; Dinophyceae; Suessiales; Symbiodiniaceae
Source: the annotation of a GenBank genome assembly
AUGCACGUUGUGUGUGUGCAUGUCAGGGAGUCUGGUCAGCACGUUCAUGGCGAGUUCUUUUUCGAGGAGCAUUAUUCGAAAUCCAAAACGCACGUGCAAGUUCUUCAAGGGGCGCCGCGUGUGCCGUAUCUACAUGGUAUCACUGUUCCAAGCCGUGCAAAAGAUGCGUAUGUCAGGGCGGUGUCACAUCUGUGCCUUUUCAAACCACAUCGCUGCUGUCGGAGUGAGUUUUGCGGUCGUCCGGCUGCUGUCGAUUAUUUCCGAUGUGCCACGGUGUCGUUGGAUUGGAAGGUCGCAGAGGCUGAGUUGCAAACCUUGGCGGAUCGUGCGGAUGUGAAAUUGACGGCGGCGCGCCGAUGUGCGACGGUGGUUGAUUUGGAUUCCGUGCGGACGUUUCAUCUACCUGAGCAUGAAUCCAAACUUCCAAUGUGCGAGUGGCUGUCGAAACUGCUGCGCACGUCUGAAUUCCUUUUUCGAUGUGUUUCCAAGCGCACCGUGCGGAUGCGGCGAAAACAGAACUUGCGUGGAUCUCUGAGAUGCAUGCCAAAGUUCAGCUCGCGGGUGGUAGAGUGUAUCCUGGACUAUGUCGGUUUUGUGGUGAGCGACAACGCGGAGCCGAUCAUUCUGGCUUCUUGUCCGAGUCAGUUGAUAGCUUGCCGUGAGCUAUGCGGACGAGAUGCGCUUGUUGUUUCUUGUGGCUGGCAUCCUGAGCAACUGUCUGCUGCGGAAUACAAUGGCUACAUUUGCCGGAAUGUCAGCGCUAAUCUGGACAUGAUGUGCGAGGCCCGCAGUCGUCCGCGACCGGGUCUACUUCAUCCGAACGCUGCGACAGACGAGAAGGCGGACGUCGGACUUCCGGGUGACGUGGUCGAAGAGGAGUAUGGCGAU